CACACAAAAAAAGUAUAAAUACGUGACCGAAAAAAGAAAGCCAAAAGCCAAAACGGUGCCGGAGAUUGAAAUCAUCCCAUUCUCGGCUUUGCUUCAUCCGAUGGCGAACGUAGGACCUUCCUCCUCCUCCUCCUCUUCUCAGCCGGAAGUUGCAGAUGAAUCCCAAGACUGGAUUCUCGGAGCCGGGUCGGGUUGGGUCGAAGCCCGAACAUCUUGCGAUCACUUGAAUUCUCUUUCUCCCGAUCUAGCUCGCUUACCAAAUCCCGAUACUCCCUGUUCAAGGUGCGAAAACCCGGUAGAGAACUGGUUAUGUCUUAGUUGUAAAGAGGUUCUGUGCAGCCGUUUUGUGAACAGGCAUAUGCUUAUGCAUCAUCAACAGACUGCUCACUGCCUUGCACUCAGUUACAGUGACUUGUCGGUAUGGUGCUUCUGCUGCGAAGCGUAUCUUGAUGCUCAGGUCAUAUUACAGCUGAGGCCAGUUCACCAAGCUGCUUAUAUUCUCAAAUUCGGCGAGGCUCCUCCCUUACCCCAACUUUGAACAUUCAAUGUUUUUUAACCUUUGAUGAUUUUGUAUCGCUGGAUGUGUUUAGGGAAGAUUUGGUAGAUUUGAGUUCCCGUCACUAUUUUUGGUUCCGUGAAAUUUAUAUUACAUUUCUUUAAAAACGA
Molecule: messenger RNA, 666 nt
Organism: Brassica napus (rape)
Lineage: Eukaryota; Viridiplantae; Streptophyta; Magnoliopsida; Brassicales; Brassicaceae
Product: histone deacetylase 6
Exons: 4
Coding region: 101-538 (145 amino acids)
Molecular function (GO): zinc ion binding
Source: RefSeq, a predicted model, not a curated record